GGCUGCGCAGUGUCUAUGAGAAGUGGGCCUGUGUUGAUUUCUGCAGCAGUCAUGGCGCUCGGUGCGACACUUAAAGAGCACCCGUACAGGCAUCUUAUCGACACGCUAAAAGAUGGCAACCUCAAGUUCUUCAACCCAUGUAAAUUAGACGACCCGAGAUACGACAAGCUGCCUCUAUCCAUCCGGGUCUUGCUGGAGGCGGCGAUCCGGAACUGCGACGGCUUCUACACUAAAGAGGAGGACGUGCAGAACAUCUUGGACUGGCAGCAGCAGCAGCAGCGGGCGGAGGUGCCGUUCUCUCCGGCGCGGAUCCUCCUGCAGGACUUCACUGGUAUUCCUGCCAUGGUGGACCUGGCGGCCAUGAGGGACGCCGUGGCCAAACACGGCGUGGACCCCGACCUCGUCAACCCUAAAUGCCCCACGGACCUCAUAGUGGACCACUCGCUGCAGAUCGAUUACAGCAAAUGUGCCAUACAGAACGCUCCCAACCCAGGCGGAGGGGACAGUCCGAACCCGAGCCAGCCUCCCUCUCGCUCAGCAGCAGCCAGGCCUCCGUCCAGAGGGGGCUCCCAGUGCGGGGGCCAGCGGGGCUCCUGCAGUAAAGCUGCCUGCAGCGACCCUCCCACCUCCUCCGGCCGUCCCGCCUCUGUCCAGCAGAUUGAAAACACUCCUCUCCUGUGCCCCUUCCACCUGCAGCCCGUCUCCGAAGUUGAAACAGCUUUGAAGAACCAGGAAAUGGAACUGCAAAGAAACAAAGAGAGACUUCAUUUUUUUAAGUGGUGUUCCAGAGCGUUUAAAAAUGUGAACGUGGUCCCUCCGGACGUGGGCACGGUCCACCAGGUGAACCUGGAGUAUCUGUCCAGGGUGGUGCAGGUCAGCGACGAUCUGAUCUACCCCGACAGCGUGGUGGGCACAGACUCCCACACCACCAUGAUCAACGGCCUGGGCAUCCUGGGAUGGGGGGUGGGAGGAAUUGAGUGUGAAGCGGUGAUGCUGGGCCAGCCGGUGUCGCUGACCCUACCUCAGGUGGUGGGCUGUAAACUGGUGGGCUGCAUCAACCCCCUGGCUACCUCCAUCGACAUCGUCCUCGGCAUCACAAAGCACUUGCGGCAGGCAGGAAUCUCCGGGAAGUUCGUGGAGUUUUUCGGACCGGGCGUGUCCCAGUUGUCGGCCCCGGACCGAACCACCAUCGCCAACAUGUGUCCCGAGUACAACGCCACCAUCAGCUUCUUCCCCGUCGACCACGUGACACUCGAGCACUUUAAAAAGACAAAUUUCACUGAGAAAAAACUUGAAUUACUGGAGUCUUACAUGAAGGCUGUAAAUCUUUUCCGAAGCUAUGAAGAAUCCUCAGAAGAGCCUCAGUUCUCUGAGGUGAUUGAGAUCAACCUGAGCUCCAUGGUCCCCCAUGUAAGUGGACCCAAAAGGCCCCAAGACAGAGUGGCUGUCAGCAGCAUGAAGGAGGACUUCCAGAGCUGUCUAAACGAGAAGGUGGGAUUUAAAGGCUUCCACGUCUCCAAGGAGAAGCAGGACACCCGUGUCCCGUUCCUGCACUGCGGUCAGGAGUACCAGCUGGUUCACGGCUCCGUGGUCAUCGCCGCCGUCAUCAGCUGCACCAACAACUGCAACCCGUCCGUCAUGCUCACCGCAGGGCUCCUGGCCAAGAAGGCGGUAGAAGCCGGACUCGUCGUCAAGCCCUACAUCCGGACCAGCCUGGCUCCUGGAAGCGGCAUGGUCACCCACUACCUCAAUGCCAGCGGCGUCCUGCCUUACUUCAACCAGCUGGGGUUCGAGGUGAUAGGUUACGGCUGCGCCACCUGCGUCGGGAACACGGCGCCGUUACCAGAAGCCGUCGUCGACGCUAUCAAAAAGGGGGACCUGGUGGCCUGCGGUGUGUUGUCUGGCAACAGGCACUUCGAAGGCCGCCUGUGUGACUGCGUGCGAGCCAACUAUUUGGCCUCGCCUCCCCUGGUGGUCGCCUAUGCCAUCGCGGGCACUGUGGGAAUCGACUUUGAGAAAGAGCCUCUAGGUUCGACUUCAGAGGGGAAGGAAGUGUACCUCCGCGACAUUUGGCCGUCCAGAGAGGAGGUCCAGCAGACCGAGGAGGACACGAUCAUCUCCUCCAUCUUUAAGGAUCUCAGGAGGAGGAUGGAGAAAGGGAACACCUUUUGGAACAAGAUUGAAUGUCCGGACUCUCGACUUUUUCCAUGGGAUCACAAGUCCACGUAUAUCCGCUCUCCACCGUUCUUCAGCAAACUGGGCAAAGAGAUUCCUGCUCCCCAGUCCAUAGAAAACGCUCAUGCCUUACUUUUCCUCGGGGACAAGGUGACCACGGAUCACAUCUCACCGGCAGGCAGCAUCGCCAGGGUCAGCGCCGCCGCCAAGUACCUGCAGAGCAAACGACUGACCCCGCGGGAGUUUAACUCGUACGGCGCUCGCAGAGGCAACGAUGCAGUGAUGACCAGAGGCACUUUUGCCAGCAUCAAGCUCCACAAUCGGUUCAUCGGCAAAACGGGCCCCAAGACCCUGCACAUUCCCUCGGGCCAGACUCUGGACGUCUUUGAGGCAGCCGACCGCUACCAGAGGGACGGCACUCCUCUCAUCAUCCUGGCAGGCAAAGACUACGGCUCUGGAAACUCCAGGGACUGGGUCGCCAAAGGGCCCUACCUGCUGGGGGUCCGCGCCGUCAUCGCCGAGAGCUUCGAGAAGCUGCACAGGAAGCAGCUGGUGGGGAUGGGCAUAAUGCCGCUCCAGUUCCUGUCCGGCCAAAACGCCGACACGCUAGAGCUGAGCGGGAAGGAGCGCUUCAGCAUCGCCCUGCCGGAGAGCCUGAGUCCAGGGCAGCAGCUCGCCGUCAAGACCAGCAAGGGAACGUCGUUCUGCGUCACAGCGCUGUUCGACUCCGAGGUGGACGUGAUCUUCUUCCAGCACGGAGGCCUUCUUAGGUACGUCGCCCGGACUGUGGUGAACAACAGUCCGCGAGCCGGACCCGCCGCCGCCGAAUGCUCCGCGUGAGCCGCAGCCGUCCCGGUGCCCGGGGAGAAGAAGACGACGAAGAGGAGGAGGAGGAGGAGGAGGAGGAGGAGGAGGAGGAGGCCGUUCUGUGUUUCGUCCGUUUCAGGACUAACGUCCUCAGACUUUGUUUAAAACCUGUAGCGUGAGCGUCUUUUAAGUUAAUUCGCAAAUGUUUCAGCUCUGACAACAGCAACCCGCCUGCUCACAAGUAAAAAAAAAAAAAAAAACCCAGAAGAAGAAAUAAUGGCGUUCACUCUGCUUGGAGACUGUUCUGCCCGUCGACCUGAUGCUUUGGGUUUCACUGCAGGACUGGAGGGUUUUUCUGUCAACCAGGACGGCGUUCCUGUGGCCAACACUGUUAUGAAAGGCUGAGACGGAGCGCUGCUUGGAGUUUCAGGCCCAGAUGUCCUGACUUCCUGAAUUCUGCAUGAUUUCUAGUUUUUUAGUGGAGCAGAACGUCUUAUGUAAGCUACAGUGCUGGUAAUGUUUCUUUAUUUGGAAAAUAACACCUCUUAUAAUUUACCACAGCGUUGCUCAUCAGUCCUCCUCCCUAUAACCCGACACUCAUUCGGUGCGCGUCACACGUUGUGUACGUCGUUUGGCUUUCAGACAUUUUAUUUAAACUCAUUUUUUUUUUUUUUCCCCAUGUGGUCGACCGAUGAUACAACACACAACCCCAAGUGAUUUUAUUUUCAAGCAAUUGACUGAACUACUUGGAUUUUGUUUCCUUAUGUGUGUGGAUCAUCUCUAAUCCACAUUGGGUCAAAAGUAUACAUACACGCUCCAGUAUAUUCACAAACGCCCACUGAUGUUUUGUUAAACUAGGAAGUUGGAUCUCUACCUCAGGCUUUUUGUUGUACUCCAAAACCAGCUUUUAUUUGAGUUUGGCAUCAUUAUUAUGUUGUGACGCCUGACCGUGUCGAGAAUCAGGCCUCCAACUCAAAUUCCCCCCCCUCAGAUUACAGGAAGUCCGUUCACAGCCAACCCAGGAGCUGCAGGCUCAAAGCUGCCGUCCUCUGGAAGACGCCGCGACACCAGGGUCCCCGUCCACAGCCAGCUGAAUUUACCCGGGAGUCAGCUGACCAAUAAAGACGGAGCGUCCCGGGCUUUCAGGUCAGGCUGGGCUAAUCGGGCUUAAUGGCGAGACGAGAGAAAUGUUAGGAGGUGACAAGAUGAGGCUUUCAACCCCACGGUCUGAAAGCCUGGCGGUGGCUGCGCCCUGCUGUGGGGCCGUUUCCCCCGCCGGAUCAAAUGGUAUUGCAUGCACAAACAAACUAAAUAGUAUGCUGUAGGCUCAGGAAACCAACGUGUUUAACAAGGCGAGCGCUAUCAGGAGGAGCAAUCCAGCAUCCCGCCUGAACGCCACCAGGACCUCUGCGGCUGCACGCAACUCACCGAUGGACAUUUAGGCAAAUGUUAGCUGUGGGGGGGGUGCAUAUAUUUGAGCUUGUGUGAAAAUCCACUGAGAUCCCUGAGGAGGUGCAGCGCGCUCUCCGUCCACCCAAGAAGGGAACGAUAGAAAUGCGUUGAUGGUGGGAGUGUGUAAAUGAUCAGGAGCGAGUCAGGAGCAGCGCCCCCUGCUCUGCCCCUCCUGUCGGUGCUCAGCAGACCCCCCAGCUCUCUCUCUCUCUGCCUCCUCUGGUCACACCACUGCCACGGGGCUCAUCCGACCUCGUCAUGACAAUUACGGCCCCCCCCCAGGUCCCACGCUGUUCAUUAAACGCCUCGCGGUUUUCCUCCCCGUAAUGACUGGUUUGGCUCCAAGCGUAAUUACAGCCGUUUGCGUCUUUGGGGCCCGGCCGAGGCUUAGGGCGCUCUCCCUCUGCAAACAUCGCUUCCACGUCUCGUCAGAGAUGUUUUGGCGAGAAAAGACUGAUUCUCAGCACUUUUCCACCGCGGGCUGAGUUACAGCCUGACCUGAAAAGCAGCACCAUCCCCCGGCAGGAUUUAAGGUGUUCUUUCUGAAUCCACCGCAUGGUGACGUUCUGGUCUGCCCCUUUCACAGUCAACACUGCUGCUCAUAUUGCGGGAUUUGAGGUAAAGAAACGUUUUGUGCGUCAUCAGCUGCCAAAAAAAAAAAAAAAAAAAAACGAUCCAGGUUUUCCUUAUUGUUUUCGUGCCUCGCAAAGAGCUUUAAAACACGUUUAUGUCCUCGUUUGGCCACGGCUUCAUCAGAGGGGGCAGCCAGCCUCCAUUCACAGUGUGCCGCCUCGCUCUGAGCGGCUUGUUGGACUCGCAGGAUGAAAUGUCUUCGAUGGACGGCGGGGUCCGCGCCCCGGGGGAGCGGACCGCCUCACACGGCUGGAGUUUGUAUCAGCACACUUGGAUGUAAAUAAUUUUUAAUAAACGGCAGAGCUGACAUGCUU
Fundulus heteroclitus (mummichog) is the source of this 5381-nucleotide messenger RNA. RefSeq names its product iron-responsive element binding protein 2 (gene ireb2). Lineage: Eukaryota; Metazoa; Chordata; Actinopteri; Cyprinodontiformes; Fundulidae. Gene Ontology annotation, molecular function: 4 iron, 4 sulfur cluster binding; aconitate hydratase activity; iron-responsive element binding. The record is from RefSeq and is a predicted model, not a curated record. Gene Ontology annotation, cellular component: mitochondrion; cytosol. The transcript is spliced from 22 exons. Gene Ontology annotation, biological process: citrate metabolic process; tricarboxylic acid cycle. The coding region runs from base 16 to 3015 and encodes 999 amino acids.